CUCAAUUAUAUAAAUUUUUACAUUCAUAAGGGAUAAAUCAUACGGCCGCCUUGGUGUGUCAUCAUGGUAAACGACGGUGUUGUGAACUUCGGAUGCCUGGAAAAGCUUUGGGACGCUAUAGAACACGCGGUUUCGGCUUGGACUCGAUAAGCCCAAGAUCUACUCUCUCUUUUUAACCUCCCACUCUGCACGUGUAUUUAUCAACAACCUCGGCAGUUGUCACAUCGACGUUGCUUCAUCUUUUCCAUAUCAACUAAGCUGAGCUACUUCGAAGUCAAUUCGAGCCCUUCGAUGGGCAUUAAGUAAAGAAUUUUUCUCACAUAUUCUGUUUUUCUGUUUAUAUAAAAAAUAAAACCGACAAAUAAAACAAAAAAAAAUCACCCUGGUGAAACAUCAAUGUGAUUAAAAAAAAAAAUUCUGAGCCUGUUGAUGGUGCACUUCUCAGUAUCGCUCGUAAAGCGCUUCUCGGCAUCUCCGCACAACUCGUGCUUGGAGCACUGUACUAUACGUAUUUGUAUCAUAUGUAUAACAUCGUUAGUAUGACCGAAUUUUUCAACAACAGGCCGCGUGCAGGCAGCUUAUGAGAGAAUUUUAUCAUCAUCACGAGUCCUUAUGAUACUUUGAGCUAAGUCUUGUUGUCGGCGGACGCCGCCACUGUCGCCGCUUCUGCUGCUGCUACUCACUUCUACUCUUAUUGUGCUCUAGCUUGCAUUGUGGUGCAGCACUGCGGUUCGUUCAUGCGGACUAGGCAAUCGUCGGGUCUGGCGCCAAAAGCCCAACGAAAUUGUUGUUCAGGUUGCACCUACGUAUUUACCUUGAGUUCGCCGUUGUCGCUGUCGCUGUUGCGGGUAUCCAAGGUGCACUGCUGCUGGAGCCGCUGUCGUUGCUUCGACUUCAACAUAAAUAUGCUCGUUGACCAUUGCCCAGGCUAGUUCGAGACUGCAUUCGCCUCUGACAGCUCCGCACGAUGGUGAGACGCCGCAAGAACGAGGCCAAGGCUGCGGCGAAGCCUCCGCCGAAGACCCUGGCUGUUCGCAAAUCUACCCGUCAGAAGAAGAAGAAGCAGUCAGACGAACAGAAGACCAACGGUGACCUGCUUCUGUCCGACGUUAAUAAUUCCGAUGACUCGAAAGAUACCAACGACCAGAGCUCGCAAGAGCCAGUCAAGACCUACAAUACCGUUCCUAAGAAGUCGGCCAGAUUCAAGCAAUCGAUGGCGGAGCAAGAAAACGCUGAGCGUGGUGAAUCUGUACAUAGUAUAGCCGUCGAGAGCGAUAGCCAAGAUGGCUCAAACGAUAAUGUUGUUUCUGAAAAAGUUGACUCUGUUGAAGAGUUGGUCUGCGACUGGAACGAGGAGGUCAUAGAAGAAACUAUUAUUUGUGAAGAGAUGGAAGUUGACGAACAAGUUUCAAGUACAACCUCUCUUAAUCCAGAAAAUAAACUUCUGGAACAAGUGGUAAUAGUGCAAAAUUCUGAUUCAAUGGAUCAAAGUAUUGAAUACACUCUUGUUGAAUGUGACGCAAAAGAACCCAAUGUAGAAAAUGUUGCUAAUCCAUCAUUGGUUAGUAAUACUAGUUUUACAAAUUCUGAUAGUUGUAAUAAAAUAGAACAAGCUCUGAGUGUUUUACAUAUGAAUGAGCAAAACAGUUUAGAAGAAUCUAAAAGUGUUCUCUCAGUGACUAAUAGCGUUAAUGAUACUUCUGUAAAUAAAAUUGAAAAUAGUGUAAAAGUUGCUAAAGAUGCUGCCAUUCAGAAGGACAAUCAAACUCCGAAGAGUACAGCUAAAUCUCCUAAAGAUCCUAGAACAGCAAAAAAUAAGACUUCAGUGAGUUCUAGUGAUACAAAAAGUGCACUAAUCAAUUGUGAAGAACAAUCGAGAAAUAGUGAUUCCAUCAGUAAAAUAGAAUCUGACGAUCUUAAAAUAUCCAGCAGCAGUGAAAACAGCAAUGAUACCCUGUCGUCUACGAGCAGCUCUAAAAUUUCAGAUUCAAAUGUAGAUAAUAGAAUAACUUCUAACCAACGAAGUGAAGUGGAUAAAAAAUCGAAUUUUCGCGUUCGAAGUGGAAGCAUUGAUACAAGCUCUGCUUCAGAAACUAGUUCCAAUAGUUCUGGUGUACGUAGAAGUAGUAGGAUUAAGUCCAUCGGUAUGAUGAAACAAAGAUCUCGAGGCAGAGGUAUAGUCACUAAACCAUCAUCUGAUAAAGCAAAAGUGUCUGCCCAGGUUGAUAAAGAUAAAAUUCUAUCUAAUUUAAAUACCAUCCAAGAAAACACUUUACUUCAACCCAAAGACAAUAAACCAUGUGAAAUUCAACCUGUUAAAGGAUAUACUAGCAAUAAAUCCACAAAUGUUCAAGACCAGUCAGGUGUAACUCCAGUGGUAACUUCUUCAGCAACAAACGGCUAUGAUUCUGAUUCUAAUAAACCUGUAAAAGUGAAAUCCCGCUGGCGUCUAUCUAGUGAGUUAGAAAUGAGUAACUCUGCAUCUUGGUUAUCUUCUCAACCUAGCGUAGGGUUUCUUAAUACAUCAAAUCAACGAGCUACAAGCGAUAUCGUGUCAAAUGUUAUUAAUGAAUCAGUGACUAAAAUUACAUCUUUACCUGUAGGCUUGAAAGAAGAAUUGAAAACAGAAAACCUUUUGCAAGAUCUAUCUAAACAAACUAGUGCUUCGAAUAUCUCCUGUUCAAGAAGUUCAAUGAUAGCUUCUAUCAAUGACGUUGUUAAGAAUUUUACUUCAUCAAUUGAUACCAGUAGUGUUGGAUCUAAAAUUUCUUUGCCCAUGGUUCCAGUUAAAGCAGACAGAGAAAUGGAAGAAAGAUUGAGUCAGUUUGAACAUUUAACUGAAAAUUUGUAUUUGACUGAAAGGUUCACUAAUAAAGAAACAAAGAAAAUGUUAUGCGAUUGUUUUUUAACUGAAGAAGAUAUAGAAAGAGGAGAACUUGGCUGUGGCGAAGAUUGUCUGAAUAGGCUUCUUAUGAUUGAGUGUGGACCUCGAUGUAUUGUGGGAGACAGAUGUACAAAUAAACGAUUUCAAAAUUGUGAAUAUGCAAAAUGCGAAGUAUUCAGAACAGAAAAGAAAGGUUUUGGUUUGAGAGCAACGUGUGACCUCUAUCCAGGUGAUUUUAUCAUGGAAUAUGUAGGAGAAGUGGUUGAUCCAGUAGCUUUUCGGAAAAGAGCAAAAGAGUAUUCCAAAGAUAAAAAUAGGCAUUAUUAUUUUAUGGCCUUAAAAUCAGAUCAAAUAAUCGAUGCAACAAUGAAAGGAAAUAUAUCACGUUUUAUAAAUCAUAGCUGUGAUCCAAAUGCAGAAACACAGAAGUGGACUGUUGAUGGAGAAUUAAGAAUUGGGUUUUUUAGUACAAAAGAAAUAGCAAUGGGAGAAGAAUUAACUUUUGAUUACCAUUUUCAACGCUAUGGUAAAGAGGCACAAAAAUGCUUUUGUGAAUCCACAAAUUGUCGCGGUUGGAUUGGUGAUAAUCCAGAUGAUAAUAAACAAAAGUCUGACUUAUUGGAUGAAUUUGAUGAUGAUUCUGAUGAAGAAGAAGAAGAAGUAGAAGAAGAAGAACAAGAGGAGGAAGAAGAAGAGGAAGAGAAAGAAAAAGAUGAAAAAGUGAAGGUUGAACCUCAGCAAGAGAGUAUCAAUAAAGAAGUGCUGAUUAAACCACCUAAGAAACGUGGAAGGCGAAAGAGACAACCGAGAAAGGUUUCUGAACAUAUGGAAGAUGAAGAUUUGGAAGAGCAAAUCGAUAGGCUGUGUGCAUGUGGACUUAAGAAUCAAGCCCAUACAUUAACCCUGAGUCGUCUCAUGGUUCGAAGCCGAGAAAUUCUGCACAGAACGCGAUUGCUCAAAGUAAUCCAAAAAGGAGAACAACCCUGUCGACGACUCUUUCUUGAUUAUCACGGCUUAAGACUCAUGUGGAGCUAUAUGAUGGACGUAGCUGGCAAUAUCAGCGAGGAAGCCAAUGAAUUCCGUUUGGAGAUUUUGAGAACCUUGGGUACCCUGCCAAUUCCCAACAAGUCAAUGUUGAUAGAUAGCAAAGUUCUCGCAGUCAUUGAGAAGUGGUCAAAGCAAUUAAAUUGCAUACCACCCAGUGCAGAUUCUCCAGGGGACGAUGAGGCCUCUACCAAGUCGGGCGCUUCUUCAAAUCAGGGAGCUACUCCAAUGGAAGUUGAUAAAGAAGAACCAAUCGUAAGUAGUACCGUUGCGGAAUUGGCGAGCGAUUUGUUGCUGCGAUGGUCCAGCUUGAAGGAAGUAUUCAGAAUACCGAAAAAAGAACGAAUUGAACAAAUGCGAGAGCACGAGCGAGACGCUGACCGAGCUUACAAAGAAGACGAGGAUAAAAAUAAGACUGUGGUUGAUAAAUUGCAACAGCAGCGUUUAAGUCAAACCCCUGUCGACUACGGGAUCGGUCGCAAGGACAAGCGAAUCGUGGAAGAACGUAGCCGAGACAUCGUUCAAGUUCCCCGCAUGUCAAAGUUUGAACGGCGUCAAUUAUUUGCUCUGAAAGUAGCCAAAGAAGAAGAGGAACGUCAACGUCGCCAGCAGGAGGAUUCAUGGGCGCAGCAUCAAGCUUAUUGCAUUGGGCUUGGUUUAGAUCCUAAUACCACUACAGCCUUCGAUCCACAAACUGGUAUGCCGCUUUACUAUGAUCCGCAAACCGGCCAGUGGCAAGCACUUCAGCCCCCUCCCCCGUAUGCGCUGCCCAAUGGGACGCCUAACGUACCGCCGGCAGCAGCAUAUGUACAACCCGAAACAAUUGUACAGCCGGAACCGGAGCCGGAACCACCCACGCCGCAACCGGAACCACAGAUCGAAUUGCCGCCUCGCUGGGCAUGGUCUCGUGAUGCGCGAGGUCGAGUGUAUUAUUACCACAAAAAAGAGCGUAUCUCGCAGUGGCUGCCUCCGCCGCCCGAUCAUCUUUACCGAGAGCAGGACUCGAGUGCGAGCAGUUCGGAGUCCAGCGACUCUGAGAAUGAUUCGUCCUCGAUGGAAGAGACCGAAGAAGAUCCUCCUAUACCUACCCCACUCGAAACGUCGUCGAUUACGGAACCGCUGAGCACGGAGAUUGAAGCUAUGGAUGCUCUACCUGUAGUCACUGUUGCCACCGCAACGAAAAAGCGCAGGGACGGACUCGUUCAGGAACGAAUCAUUAGUCCGCGUCGCGAAGAGGACCGUGUUGAUCACAAAAAGUACAAGGAAAUUAAAGAAAAGUUGAGACGUCAAAAGGAACGAGCAAAGCUCAAAGAGCAGCUUAAAAAGCAUCGACGUAGCGGCAGCAGUGGUAGCAGCAAUAAACACAAGCACGGAACUGCCAAAUUCCAAGCUAUUCCCGGUGAAAUGUCACCCACGACGGAACGUAAAAUUAAGGACAAUUUCCGAGUCAAUAUGGCCAACGUUAUGGUGCAUUUCUUGAAUCCUUACCGCAAAAGCGACUGCAAGCAGGGUAGGAUUACAAAUACGGAGGAUUUCAAGCACCUUGCCCGCAAACUUACUCAUUUUGUAUUGGCAAAAGAACUUAAACAUUGCAAGAGUGUCGAUGAAUUAGAAUGCAAUGACAGUGUUAAACAUAAAGCAAAGGACUUCGUGAGAAAGUAUAUGAGUAAAUUCGGUGAAGUGUACCAAAAGGGUACCGAUGAAGAGAAGUUCGAGCAUUAAUCGUGAUCGAGUGAUUUUUUUUUACUUAUUAAUUGUAAUUAAAUAUAAGAAUCGAUUUGAUCAAUUUGCUGAUCACUUACUAUUACGCGGUUGCAAUCCAAAGUGUACAUGAAUAAAUUUUGAUGAUUUACUAACCGUGGCAACAAAUCACUGUAAAAUACCGAUCACUUUUUAUGAUGGAUGAAAUAGAGAAUAACCAUAGUUUAUAUUAUUAAUUGAUUCACUUUUUUUAAUUCCCAAAGUUUUGUACAAAUUAAUAAAUAACUAUUUACGCAGGAACUAUAUUGAUCUAUUUUUCUUCUGAUCAUUUGUAAACUAUUGGCAUGAAAUUCUAGAUUCAUGCAUUGAAAAUAAAUUUGUAAAUUUUAAAAUCUAAACUACUUGUAAACAGUGAAAAAGUAUCUGUAUAUAUAAAUACUUAAUAUCAUAAAAUGCGAGUUUACAACAUUUGCA
This is a messenger RNA of Trichogramma pretiosum, 6103 nucleotides long. It is a transcript of the gene Set2, whose product is annotated as histone-lysine N-methyltransferase SETD2. Gene Ontology annotation, molecular function: protein binding; histone H3K36 methyltransferase activity. Gene Ontology annotation, biological process: regulation of DNA-templated transcription. Gene Ontology annotation, cellular component: chromosome; nucleus. Lineage: Eukaryota; Metazoa; Arthropoda; Insecta; Hymenoptera; Trichogrammatidae. The coding region runs from base 968 to 5650 and encodes 1560 amino acids. The transcript has 12 exons. The record is from RefSeq and is a predicted model, not a curated record.